AUGCGGUCCGCGGGCGCCUCGCGGUCCGCGCUCGGAGGCGGGGACAAGGAGAGCGUCGCUGCAGCCGCGCUUUUGAGUCUACAUGCGCUGGGCGUCCAGGAAGGCCCCGCCGUGCUAGAUCAUGAUGCGGGGUUUUCAAGGUUUGAACACUCACCUCCGCUGUCUCGGAUCACAACUGGUUGCCACUUGCCACUGAUGUCCGUUCGAUUUGUUUUUUCCGUCAGUCUUAGCAUUCUGUGUGUGUAGUUUUUUUUUCCUCAAUCCGUUCACACGGCGACCUCUGAGCCACCUGUUGCUUGUUCGUACAUCUGUUGCAAAUAGAUCCUCAUAUAUAGUGCGGAUAGGGUAACAGCAGCGUCUUGUCGCCUUCGUUUGGUGUCCCCCUUGUAAGUUCCUUUCAUCUCCGGUCUACUUCUGUAGUGAUUAAAAACUUCCCCCCCCGGCACCUCCCCCCCGGUGUUU
Molecule: messenger RNA, 462 nt
Organism: Ectocarpus sp. CCAP 1310/34
Lineage: Eukaryota; Phaeophyceae; Ectocarpales; Ectocarpaceae
Source: the annotation of a GenBank genome assembly